CUGUCAAAACGAUUCAAUUAAGAGUAAUCAAGUUAAAAAUUUGGUAUUUACAAUCACUUAAUUAAUCCACAAUUAACAAAAGAGAAUUUAUGCUGUUAUAUAUUUGAUUGUGGAUUUUUUUAAUAAUGGAGAAAAUUACAAUGCUUAAGAAAUUACUUUUGGCGUAUUCUGCGCAUCUUGAACACUUUGAAUCAGUACAAUCUAAUUAUGAUAGUGUUCUUACUCUAUAUAGAAGGAGAAAAAGACGAAACUUGAUGGUAUUACACCAAUUAAGAAAAAAACAACUUUUGUGCCUGGAAAUAUUGCAGCAAACGGCAAAUCAAAGAUCAUUGUGGAAAUUGAAAUCAUAUUUCAGAACAGGCGAUCUCAAUUCUGGGAAACAAAUUGCAAUCGGAAUGAUGACCACUUUUUUAAGGAGCAUUUCCGAAUGUCGCGGUCAAGUUUUGAUAUACUUUGUGGAUUGCUCAAUAGAAUGAAAAGAGCAGAUACGAAUUGGCGUAAAGCGAUUACAUUAGAAAAACGUGUGGCUAUUGCUUUGUUUACACUUGGAACGUCGAUAAAAUAUAGAGAAAUUUCUGAACUAUUUGGUGUUGGAAUAUCAACGGUGUGCGAAAUUUUAUUUGAAUUUUGUGAGGAAGUGUGGAAAUCUAUGUCAAAUUUUAUUAAUAAAUUGCCUCCGAAGAAGGAAGAUCUAGCUUGUUAUAUUGAUGGAUUUUGCAAACUUGGAUUCCCCCAGUGUAUGGGAGUAAUUGACGGCUACCAUAUAAAAGUGAAACCGAAUCCAAGCCAAGCUAACGGGUACUUGAAUAACGAAGGCUGGCAUUCUAUUAUUCUUCUAGCGCUGGUUGAUUACAGAUGUCGCUUCUUGUAUGUAAAUAUUGGGGCUCAAGGACAAUAUAAUAACGCACAAACAUACAACUCAUCGACACUAAGAGAUUUGUUAAAUAGUGAUGGGUUAUUAAUUCAAAGUACAAAGGAAAUAGAUGGAGUGCAAGUUCCAGUAUAUAUUAUAGGCGACUCGACGUUCGAUUUUUCCCCGACUUUAAUGACGCCUUACGCCUCUAGUCCUUCCUUAACCGAAAAUCAAAAGCAGUUUAAUAAUAAGCUAUUAGUAUGCACAGAAAUAGUAAAUAACGCUUUUCGGCAUUUGAAAGCACGUUUUCGGCGUAUAGAAAUCGGUAUAGAUGAUAGAAAAGGGAAUGCCCAAAUUAUUACGCGAAUCACUUGUAUUUUACAUAACUUUCUCAACGAGAUAAACGAUGAUGUCGAGCAGAAAUGGUUAGAACUUCUGCAAAUUAGUACAAAUCACGACAGUCCUACAAAUAUCCUAGUAGAAUGUGGUAAUGAACCUUAUGCCGAAGAAAUAAGGCAUACGUUGUGUCAUUAUGCGUGUGGGAUAUAGUAAAUACAUUUAAAUGAACUGGUUGGGCUACAAAGGAAACAACAGGGAAGCAUUACCGAAUGGCACCCAUCCAAUGUAUGGAUUUAUAUUUUAAAUUAUAAUAUCUGAUUAGUUGGUGUGUACGUUCUUAUGAUCUAGGUACUCAUAUUGUCUUUGAAAUUUUCAUUUAUGUCAUUUAUUUUUUAUUGAUUAUAUUCUUAAUUAAAAAUAAAAUUAUUGAACAAUAUGUAAAAAAUA
Molecule: messenger RNA, 1639 nt
Organism: Zeugodacus cucurbitae (melon fly)
Lineage: Eukaryota; Metazoa; Arthropoda; Insecta; Diptera; Tephritidae
Exons: 4
Coding region: 428-1402 (324 amino acids)
Source: RefSeq, a predicted model, not a curated record